AUGGAGGGCAACAUUGCCAAAGCGGAUAAAAAUCCCACGGAGGCCUGUGAUUUUACACCAACCAGAGUUCCAUUGGAACAAUCGCCCAAUUACGAGUCUGACGAUGACGUCGACGUGUCUAUGGAUUCUGAGCCCAAGGAAGAGAUCCUCGAUGUGACGGAUAACUACUCGCCAUCUUUGCAAGAUGCUGGCCACUGUCAGGACAACGAUGAAAUCCCGAAUUCUCCCGAUUCCAUCACUUCCAUUGACAGCUCCGCAGGCCCUUCCGUGCUUCACGCAAACAAAUCUCAAGCCAAGCUUUCAUUCUCGAUUGACCGCAUAAUGGAGAAUGACGACCCUCCAGCAUCCCAGCUGUCUUCAUCCCGGGAAGACAAGUGUGCACCAAUCCCUGGGAACAAGGCCCCACCUACAUUCUCGGGCCCGUCGUCAUUUUCCACGGCUGCGGCGGCUGCAGCAGCAGCUGCCAACUUGAUCCUGAUGCGGGAUGCAGCAGAGGGAGUCAACUCCUACAACCAUCAAAUCGAACCAUGGCUGCGGCAUUACAUAAACCCAGCAACCGCCCCUUUCCUCCUGCGAUGCUACAGCCAAUUAUCCAUGAAUCCGUACCUCACAGCAGGUCGAGCCCUGAGCGGGAUCCUCCAGUCUGCCAAUGUUUGGAUGCCACAGUUCUCGAGGGAGAAAUCAUUUCGACCAAUGGUUCUAACCCAAGCAUCGAUGAACAAUGACAAAACAGAAACGCCGACUUGCGGUAGUGCAGUCGGGGCAAAAAAUCUCGAACCAACUCUGCCGGCACCCAUUCCAGGAUUGAUACCCAGCGAAAAAGUGAACCAAACUUACAAAGCUUCAGAAACUGAGCUGCCUGAACAUCGAAAGUUUCCAGUCAAUGAAUCAAGCGAGCACCAGGAAUUGCCGAAAAAGGAAAGCGCUCAGGGUUCCAUCGGCACAUCGUCAGGGAUCCCCGUGCAAGCAAACCGAACGGGCAGAACAUUUCCGUGUCCAGAGUGCGGAAAAAUCUUCAAUGCUCAUUAUAAUCUGACGCGACACAUGCCAGUGCAUACAGGGGCUCGGCCAUUCAUCUGCAAAAUUUGCGGAAAGGGUUUCCGUCAGGCCUCAACCCUCUGCAGGCACAAAAUAAUUCACACCCAAGAAAAGCCCCACGUUUGUCAAACCUGUGGCAAGGCUUUCAACCGGAGCUCGACACUGAACACGCACUUGAGGAUUCAUCAAAACUACAAGCCGUAUAAGUGUGAAAUUUGUGGCAAAGGUUUCCAUCAAAAGGGGAACUUCAAGAACCACCGCCUGACGCAUAGUGACAACAAGCAGUUCAAAUGCUCCAUUUGCAACAAAGCAUUCCAUCAAGUCUACAACUUGACUUUUCAUAUGCACACCCACAAUGACCAAAAGCCUUUCACGUGCCCGCUGUGCAGCAAGGGAUUCUGUCGCAAUUUCGACUUGAAAAAACACAUGCGGAAGUUGCAUCAAACCCCGCUCUUUUCCUCGGUCGAAACUCGUCAACACGCUGCACCCGGAGAAGAGAAUUCCUCAGGGAUCAGCUUGAUGACUUCCAAUUCAAAUUCUUUGGACACCAUGUCAAGGUCAAUGUCAGAGCCAUCGACAUCUGCCCUAUAUUGUGGCAUGGGGCCUUCAUUCCUGAACGUCAGUGCCUUGGCAUCCUCACAGGAUUCAUCUCUGGCUUCAAAGCUGGUGCCACUCAGCAGAUCAUCAAUCAUGCAUCCACCGUCAGCCACCUCAUCGCUUUACCUCACUUCACCGUUCUUCAACCCCGGGCCCAAAACCAGCAUUCAGCCUGUCGGCAGUGGCCAGUUACUCCAGGAUGUUCCAUUCCAGCCAUUCCCAAUUCAAAGUGUUGAUGUCUGA
Notodromas monacha is the source of this 1878-nucleotide messenger RNA. Lineage: Eukaryota; Metazoa; Arthropoda; Ostracoda; Podocopida; Cyprididae. The record is from the annotation of a GenBank genome assembly.